GUGUUCGGGAACAUCGGGAUCGAGGAGGAGGACGAUGAAUCGGCCAUCACCCAACACAACAACUUCAGAACCUUCUUCCAGGCGCUGAUGCUGCUCUUCAGGAGUGCCACGGGCGAGGCGUGGCACGAGAUCAUGCUGUCGUGCCUGAGCGGGAAGCCGUGCGAUGAGAAUUCCGGCAUCAAGGAGGACGAGUGCGGCAACGAGUUCGCCUAUUUCUACUUCGUGUCCUUCAUCUUCCUCUGCUCCUUCCUG
This is a messenger RNA of Cyanistes caeruleus (blue tit), 252 nucleotides long. NCBI's taxonomy places the organism in Eukaryota, Metazoa, Chordata, Aves, Passeriformes, Paridae. The record is from RefSeq and is a predicted model, not a curated record.